This is a messenger RNA of Clunio marinus, 1981 nucleotides long. The record is from the annotation of a GenBank genome assembly. Lineage: Eukaryota; Metazoa; Arthropoda; Insecta; Diptera; Chironomidae.
GUAGUUUGUGUGAAACUCAUCGAGUGAAUAACAACGGUUUGUUCAUUGAUAGUCUCGACCCUUGUCCUUGUGCAACCGCAAAACAGCAGCUGUAAGUGUUUCAUCGAACGACAAACAAUUAAAUUACCCAAAUAAGUCAGAAUGUUGAGCUUCCUAAAAGUUGGUGCAAAAGCAAAUCACAAAGCUAUCUCAGCACAUCUUCUCACUCGUUUCGCUUCGAACGCUUCAUACAAUGGACCAUCCUUUGAGAAAGCUACGAAAUUAAGACAACAACUUAUUACACCGAGUGCCAUUCCUUACUAUCGAAAUCCCGUUCUCAUUCACAAGGGAGAGAAGCAAUACUUGUAUGACCAUAAAGGCACAAAAUAUUUGGAUAUGUUUGGUGGAAUUGUUACCGUCUCCGUUGGGCAUUGUCAUCCAAAAGUUAAUCAAGCAUUGGAGGAGCAAUUGAAUACACUUUGGCAUACGACGAGCAUUUACAUGCAUCCCAAAAUUUAUGAAUACGCAGAAAGGCUAACGUCAAAGUUACCAGGCGACCUGAAGGUUGUUUACUUCGUUAACAGUGGCUCAGAAGCAAAUGAUUUGGCAACACUCCUUCUACGCUUGUACACGAAAAAUUUUGACAUCGUAACCUUGAAGAACGCUUAUCAUGGAGGGAAUAUGAGCUCUAUGGGAUUAACAGCACAAUCAACAUGGCAUUAUAAUCUGCCAAGCAUAGGAAAUGGCGUACAUCAUGCUAUGAACGCGGAUCCUUAUGUUGGUCUGUGGGGAGGAAGAAAUUGUCGCGAUUCUCCGGUACAAACAAAUCGUAAUUGUGAUUGCACGCAAGGGAAAUGUCUUGCUGAAGAUAAUUACAUUAAUCAACUUGAAGCAGAAUUUAAAUAUUCAUUGCCGAAAGGCAAAUGUGCUGGGAUGAUUGUAGAAUCUAUUCAAGGAGGUGGCGGUAUUGUUCAAUUCCCGAGGAACUAUGUGAAGCGUGCUAUAGAAAUGGUUCAUGAAAAUGGUGGAUUGUUUGUUAGCGAUGAAGUGCAGACGGGUUUCGGUAGAACUGGUGAACAUUAUUGGGGAUUUGAGAUGCAUGGAAUUGUGCCUGAUGUUGUAACAAUGGCGAAGGGAAUUGGAAAUGGAUUUCCACUCGCUGCUGUCGUCACAACUCCCGAGAUUUCUCAAGUUCUGACUGAAGCUUUGCAUUUCAAUACUUUUGGGGGAAAUCCUUUGGCAUGUGCAGUUGGAAUGGCUGUCUUGGACGUGAUUGAUGAAGAAAAUUUACAACAAAACUCACUUGAAGUUGGAACUUAUCUUCUGAAAGGUUUAGAGAACUUACGUGAUAAAUACGAAGUGGUGGGCGAUGUUAGAGGAAAGGGCCUGAUGAUUGGCGUCGAGUUGGUGGAGAGUAAAAGUAGCAAAUCUCCCCUUAAUACAGCUUCAUUCAUUGACAUUUGGGAAAGCUGUAAAGAUAUGGGUGUGCUGCUGGGAAAGGGAGGCAUUAGCGGCAAUGUCUUUCGCAUCCAACCACCAAUGUGUAUAACAAAAGAAGAUGCCGAUUUAACGUUAAAUGUCCUUGAAGCUUCUCUUAAGAAUCAGUUGAAUAAUUAAUCUGAAUAGAUUAAUUUUAAUAUUUGAACAAUUAAAGUAGAAAAGGACUUCCUUUUUCAUCCCUUUUUAACUUCCACAAAAUGGAUAUUUUUCUCAUUUAGCUUUUGUUUUGGGUUAAUUUUCAUUAUGUUGUGUGCACAAAGAAAAACAAGAAAAGUAAGAAAAGAAGGAAAUUUAAGAAAUAUAAAAAUAAUGAUAAUAACGAGUAUUAAGGAAAAUUCUUUAAUAUCUCUCUUGUGUUUAUCUUCGACCCUACAACUUAAGUUUCUACUCGAUGAUUGUGUUGCUUGUUCAUACAAAUAAUUUGAGAGCUCAAGAAGCUUAAUUCCUUCUUCUUCAUCGUUUUUUAUGUCAGAUAAAAAAUAAAAACAAUUAAAAGUUCAUA